AUGUCUGCAGAACAAACCAAAGUGGAACAAGUUACAGAAGGUGUCGCCAAGUUGGAUACCAGCGCUCCAGCCGCAUCUAAAGAACAAGUUGUCACCCCAUGGGACGUGGAAGGUGCCGUUGAUGAAACUGGUAAGGCUCAAGUGAUUGACUAUGAGAAGCUAAUUAAACAGUUCGGUACCAAGGCUGUCAAUGAAGAGACAUUGGAAAGAUUUGAAAGGGUUACCGGUCAUAAACCUCAUCAUUUCUUAAGAAAAGGUUAUUUCUUUAGUGAGCGUGAUUUUACUAAGAUUUUAGAUCUUUAUGAACAAGGGAAGCAAUUCUUCUUGUACACUGGUAGAGGUCCAUCCAGUGACUCCAUGCAUAUGGGUCACAUGAUUCCAUUCGUCUUUACCAAGUGGUUGCAAGAUGUGUUUGAUUGUCCCUUAGUCAUUGAAUUGACUGAUGAUGAAAAAUUCCUUUUCAAACAUAAAUUAAGUAUCAAUGAUGUGAAGAAAUUUGCCAAUGAUAACGCAAAGGAUAUUAUUGCCGUCGGGUUCAACCCAGAAAACACUUUCAUCUUCUCCGAUUUACAAUACAUGGGUGGUGGAUUUUAUGAAACCGUUGUACGUGUUUCCAGACAAAUUACAGGAUCCACCGCAAAGGCAGUCUUUGGGUUUACUGAUUCAGACUGUAUCGGUAAAUUCCAUUUUGCCUCCAUUCAAAUUGCUUCAGCCUUCCCAAAUUCUUUCCCUGAUGUUCUAGGGUUGCCAGACAAGACACAAUGUUUAAUUCCAUGUGCCAUUGACCAAGAUCCAUAUUUCAGAGUAUGUAGAGAUGUAGCAGAGAAAUUAAAAUUUGCUAAACCUGCUCUAUUACAUUCUAAAUUCUUCCCUGCCUUGCAAGGCUCUACCACUAAGAUGUCUGCCUCAGAUGAUACUAGUGCCAUCUUCAUGACCGAUACCCCUAAGCAAAUCCAGAAGAAGAUUAAUAAGUAUGCCUUCAGUGGUGGUCAAGUCACCAUUGAACAACACAGAGAAUUGGGUGGUAAUCCUGAUGUGGAUGUGGCGUUCCAAUAUUUGUCCUUCUUUAAAGAUGAUGAUGAAUUCUUGAAGGAGACCUACGAUAAGUAUAAAUCUGGUGAGUUACUUUCUGGUGAGAUGAAGAAACUAUGUAUAGAUGUGCUACAAGCGUUCGUGAAGGACUUCCAAGAACGUAGGGCACAAGUGGACGACGCAUUGAUGGAAAAGUUCAUGAAGCCUCAUAAGCUGGUCUGGGGACAGAAGGAAAGAUUGGUCCCUGCUAAGCCAAAGGAAACGAAGAAGAAAUAG
This is a messenger RNA of Naumovozyma castellii, 1308 nucleotides long. It is a transcript of the gene WRS1, whose product is annotated as tryptophan--tRNA ligase WRS1. The record is from RefSeq and is a predicted model, not a curated record. The transcript has a single exon. The coding region runs from base 1 to 1308 and encodes 435 amino acids. NCBI's taxonomy places the organism in Eukaryota, Fungi, Ascomycota, Saccharomycetes, Saccharomycetales, Saccharomycetaceae.